CAGGAGGGGUAAAUGGAGGGCAGACUACCCAAGAAAAUGGGACCAAGGAUAGCGGGUGGAAGUGCUUCAAUGCCCAGCUUGCUAAUGCAGCAGCAGCUGACCACUCACAGCAGGCACCGUGUCUUCGGCUCGUCUCCCUCUCAUCGGGAUCUGGUGCUAUGUCGGGUGAAGCCGUGAUCCACUCCAUCACGAUACAAGCCUAUUCUAGGACGUUAUCUCCAACAAACAUCCAGCUCAGUUGGACGAUGGUUGUUGCAGCAUCCAAACAAGGGGGGCAGGAAGAACGUUUUCCUCUCUACAAAUGCAGGAACAAGAUCAGUUGUGAUGUCCACUUGACUACAAGUUCCUAUCUCCAUGGUAACCCAGUUGUCAUGGUUACUGCAUCGUACGAAAAGACUCCUUGGAUAAAAACAGUUCUUCAUGUGUCCAUUCCGGAACAAGAUGAAACAGAAGUGCUACAAAUUGUUCCGCGUCAAACGUGGCGGAAUAAGUAUUUAGAGCACCAAACAAUGCAUAAAUCUCCUCGCCAGCUGAGUCGCAGACCUGAAAGACCACGCAGGGACUCGGGUACACCUCGGGGAUACAAGCAACCAAUAUCUUCUUGGAAAAGUCAUCCCCAACUUUCACACAAACAAAAGGGUAGCACCUACCCUUCGCGUGGGCAUUUGAGCAAUCCCAGUGGAGAUCCAUUAGAAAAUGGCCAGUCAGUGAACUACCGACAACGGAUUCAAUCCGAGUUCAUCGAGUUACAAAAGUUACAGAAGAGUUUGCACCAGCAAGAGAAGCAAAAUCACCAGAGACGGGAACAAUCAGCAAUCCAACAACAAAACAGACUUCACAUAGGGAGAAUCAUGAAGAAAUUUCAGGACCUCCGUCAAGGUCACAUCAAAACGCUGAAUCGCCUCACUCCUGGUAAAGGUCAUCGGUAUAAAUCGCCCUCCUCUCACAACAAGAAACCGCCAAAAAUUAUACCAAACUAUUACCCGUUUGUCCCACAUAGUCGGACUGACCAAACAACGAUUGCACCUCAUGUAACCACAGAAGUGCCUCCAACUGAAAAGACCACUUUGGUAACCACAACUGCUGCUCAAACUACGGAAGCAACAACAAGGCUACCUACGACGACUACUGUGACAUCUCCAAUUUAUGUUAAACCAAUGAGUAACCGUGAAAGAAUGAAGAAUGACCGGAUGGUAUAUCAGCGUCUCCGGUCGGAAGGCCAGGGACAUGCUUCGAAGAUACCCAGGACAGCCGGGGAUUAUGGUGCAAGUGAGGGUGCAACAUAUAACAGGGUAUCUUCAACUUACAGGGGAUAUGGAUUUCAGACACCAAAGCGAUCAGAGUAUCCUGAAGUGACUGCAUAUGAGAGCGAAGAGGAUCUAUAUGAGUACGAUUCGGUAGGAACCACCGAUUGGGACGAUGAUGCUGAAAUGGAUACCAAAGAGAACAAGCCAGAAGUAUUUCAAGAUGAAGAAUCUCGGUAUCGUCUAUCGCAGGAAGAAACAACGAGCAGCACUCCAAUGGAAAACGAGUUCACAGAUCACCCAUCCAGGAUAAUACCAAGUACGAAGACUUCAGCAAAUGUCAAUACUAGGUCUGUCUCGUGGGACUCUGAGGCGGAAUACAGCCAAGUAGUGUCGACAGACUAUGGAGAAAUCGAAGAUGAGAAUGUGGAUUAUACCGUCAGUGACGCAGGUAAUGUAGGCCAGGAAUCCGGUGUUCCUAAGGACACAUGGGGAGAACCAAAAUCAAGCAGGAGUAAACCUGAUCAAGAGGUUCUUGAAGCAAGCGAUCGUCUUCUUGUGAAAGAGGACAAUUCCAUGUCGGCACAAGUAACUGAUGAUAGGCUUAUGCCUGAACUGGGUAUGCCCCAAACGGAGCAGGUGUUCAAAGCCUUGCAGCAGGAUAUCAUCGCCGAAGAGCGAAACGAACCAGAGGACAUUAGAGACAACUCUCCCUUAUUUUCUGCCGAGUAUCCAGAUUUUCAACAGGAAUCCCAGGGCUUCCAAGCUGUUAAUAACGGACGGUUGGAUCGGUUGAAAAGUGCUAUAAGCAACCGUGGUGCGCGGGUAAGAAGGUCUAGAGGGUUGAGAGAAGAAAGUACCUAUGAGACAUCGGCUUCUGAACCGAUGGAGUAUAGCUACGAAUCAUCAAGCAGUCAACACGAUGUCAACCAGUCUCCCAAUGAAGCCAUGGAAGACAGCGACGGCAGAUCUUUGAACGAGGAAACAUUUGAAAAGAUGAAGGAGAACAUCCUCGAGGAAGAGCGAGUAGGAGGGAAUCACCGAAUCGGCGAAGGAAAUAUAGGGGACACAAUGUCCAGUAGUGAUGACAUCAACAAAGAAACGACCAAUGCCCCUAUACGGAACGUGGAACGUAUCGGAAGUAUCACAGAAACCCGUCAAUAUGACAACCUUUCAGAUGAUAACCAGGAGCAGGAGCCACGGCCUCAGAAUUAUGAUGUGACCCUCGAAGAGUCUGCUCUAGAAGAAGUUAGAAGUGAAGACAACCAAGCUGCAUCAGCUGAAGAUAUACCACCGGAAGUGCUGCCAAAACUGGACAGUUCUAGCUAUGGUCAUGAAGAAGGGAUGAUGGGAGAAAUCUAUGACCAAGAAUCGGGAGAGGGUAGUGCACCGCAGUCUCAGUCCAAAGAAUGGAGUAGGUGGUCACAGUGCUCGCAUUCAUGUGGACAUGGCACAAAGACUAGACACCGAGCAUGCACCGGACCUAACACUAACACCUGUUCUUCCGGUCUCGAGAUCGACGCGGUUCAGUGUGCGCUGCAGAAGUGCUCGUCAGUAGAAGUAAAGGUCUCCUUGUCGGAAUGGAGUGACUGGUCGGAAUGGAGCGUGUGUUCAGCCUCUUGCGGGAGCGGUCUCAGUCGUCGGGAGCGAUCUUGCCUCCACGAUCCGGACCAGGAGCCCGGUUGCAUUGGAGAAAGGGAGGAGACACGGGACUGCAGGCUUCGUGCAUGCGACAAUUAUGCCAAUGUAGAGAAUGGCUUCGAUUCGGGCGGAACCACGAGACGGUCUGAUCACGACCAUCACCACCAUACCAAACGGAUCAAAUGCCAUCUCGAUGAAAGUCGUUCCCAUCUACCCAUGGAGUUAUACUGGACGAGUCCGUCUGGUCAGAAAAUCACCCAUGCUAUGACGCAUGAAAGAGGCUCCAAAUAUCGUAUUGAGGGGACGACUCUUGUGGUUACUGAAGAUGAACCAACUGAAGGUAGCUACCAUUGUAUUGUCAUUUAUGGUGGAAGCAGUGGGGCAAACAAUAAAGGGAAAACAGUCCCUACGGGAGCCUGCAUCUCGAACCCAUGUCAUCAUAAGGGUGUAUGCCUGGACCAGCCCGAUGGACGCUUUAACGUCUCGUUCCGCUGUUUGUGCCCUGCUGGUACCGAGGGCGUGACAUGUCAUUUAGCUCCCUAUUUGAAGGGUGAUGCCGUUGUCUUUUCUCUACUGGGGUGGUUCGUCUUAUCAUCUGCCGUGUUGUUACUCAUCAUGUAUCUGUUCUUCAAUAAAAAGAUGAAGAAGAGAAAAAUGAAACAGAAGUUGGAACUCGACGAUGCUCCGGCCGAAAAACUCCUCGCAAAGAUUUUGCCCCAAUCCGAAAUCACGCCCUAUGCUGAUAGCGACGCCGAGGAAGAAGAGGAAGACACAAAGCCGCUCCUAAGCUUCCGACCUCCCCAAUUCGGCAAGAAGCAACCAGAGAAGAAGAUCGGGAAAACGGAGUCAACAGAGAAGCUCGAACCUUCUGGAAAAGGCAGGUUUAAGUCUUUUGUCAAGAGGAUGACGAAAUCGACAGCGGCGAAUGUUGAGAGGAUGGGUUUCCCGACACCGAAGCAGGUGAAGACGUUGACGACAGAAAUGAAAGAGCAGAGGAAUCAGAACAACUCAAAUACACUAGCUUGGAACAAUGUGGAGUCAGACAAUUCUGACUCCUACACUGACAUUAGCACUUCCUCUGAAAGCCUCUCUGAUCAGGACGCGGGAGGAAGCAGUCGGUUGCAGGUGAACUGCAACGUGAGACAUGUCAACAGUUCUUUCGAAAGUCUUCAAGGUCAUGAUGAAAGCAAAGCACGUAAGCUAUCGGUAAAUCACAACAUGAAUAACUGUUCAUGGGACUACAGCAAUGUUUCAUCAUGCGCUCCGUGUGACCUAAAUUCGUCAUCCAUCGUCGGUAACGACGACGACUCCUUCCUGGAGAUCUCGACCGAUGAUGUCCGUGAUUUCGAAAUCGCAAAUUCCUUUUCGGUGUUCAAAGGGUCGCCAUUGGCACGGGAAAAGCAAGCGGUGAUCGACCCAUCGUUGAUCUAUGGAAAUUCGAACUCGACCCUUUUGUGUUCAAGGUCGUUGUCGGAUGAACUACCACGCGCCUCUGAAAAACACCCAAUGUUCCACUUUGAACCUGAUUCUUGUAGCCCAUCUGCGAGUUGCAUUCCUGAGCGACUUAACAAUGGUGAUGUCCUAAGCCGUUCCGUUCCAGAUACGAGCUCACUGCGGCGCAGACCAACCUGGUCGCCGAAGACUCCCUUACCCCUAGGAAUUCGUGUACGACUUCCGCCGUCGCCGCCGCUUCCUGUAAGCCCAUCCAGACUGCCAUUACCUCCGGCGGUGCAGAGAACAUCUAGUAUGUUUGGGCCAACCAAGGAGCAUGCGAUCCUUGAACGGUAUCACAAACGCAGGAAGACUUAUCCAAAACAUGUCAAAUCCCAUUCUGAGUUAGGAACUGCCUGAUAUUUUUAAUCUUGUUUCCCACAUGGAAUCCUCAAGUUCUUGUUCUCCUGAAGCAUCGGACAGAGAUUGUUCGAGAUCAAGCUCUCAGAUGAAAGAGCGAGCAAGAGAGUACUGACGCUAUUCGUAAUUAUCAUUAUCUGAUAUCACUCUGUAAUAGACGAGAAUUCCGGCAGACAGGUGGUUGCCACUGCAACGAAUGGCAAUGAUAGUAUUGAAACACGAUGGUCAACAAUUCGGUAGCAAAUCCGCGAUCCAGAUGAUUUCCUGACAACGGCUUCCAUUGGACGAAAGUCGGCAGACGUCAUCGGAUUACUCCGACAGUUGACCAAUCAGUGUUCAAUAUGGUAGAUUGGUGGGGUGGUUGGGUCGGGAUUGUCUGUGAUUCUGCAAUAGGCCCGUAUUAUGUUACAAAAUGUUUAUUUGUGUCUUGCAGGUGUGUUUCUUUCUGCAUUUUGUAUCCAAUAGAACACUUUGAUGUUUCAAGUAUGAAGCAUUUAGAAAUUUUAUAUAAUUUCCCCCUAGCUCACAUGCAGGCUUUAAUGUAUCUUUUUUCUUCA
Molecule: messenger RNA, 5293 nt
Organism: Lytechinus variegatus (green sea urchin)
Lineage: Eukaryota; Metazoa; Echinodermata; Echinoidea; Temnopleuroida; Toxopneustidae
Exons: 11
Coding region: 159-4736 (1525 amino acids)
Source: RefSeq, a predicted model, not a curated record